AGUGGGUUAAAGUGUGUGUGUGUGGCUUCACCAACCCACCCACCCCCCUUCCACUGGUGCUGCACUUCCAGGGGAAUUUACAACAGCGUGUUUUCAGCUGCCAUGAAAGGAGAGUCCACAUCAUCAUGUUGUCUUCCCAACCAAAACACUUCAGAUUGUCUGGGAGCUCCAGACCUGUUGAGUGGAGAGGAACCGGCUGGUGCUGAGGCUUCCCAGGUGUGCGGAUCACUGCUGGGCAGAGGGGCCAUGAACAGACACCUGGGCAGGAGAGAGCAGCUGAAGAAGUUGUGUCUGGAAAGUGGCCUACCGGAGUACAUGGACGCCAACAAAUGCAUCGAUGAGCUCUUAAAACAGCUUGAGGAGGAGCGCAGAAAUGUCCGAAGGGAGAAGUUGGCAGUGGCUCGCCUUCAGAGGGAAGUCGCACGGAGCAAGAGCGAAGGAACAAUGCGAGAAAAACUGAUCCACGAGCUAGAGGAAGAGCGACGCCUGCGACUGGAGAGCGAGAAGCGUCUCCGGGAAGUGACGGAGGAGUCUGAGCAGGGACGGGCGCAGAUGGUUUCACUGCAGCAGCAGUUCUCCAGGAUGGAAGAGACAGUGCGGUCCCUGCUGCAGAAUCAGGGCGGCGUCCUGGAGCAGACUGCUGUGGACACGGUGGACAUCAUGAAGGCCUAUAAGGAUAAACUGUUAGAGGAAGUGCAGAAACGUCACGACGGCCCCGCAGAGAACGAUAUCCCGCCGGCGACUCCAGCCGAGCUGGAUCCCGAACACGAUGGCAUCCAGGACCAGGAGGACAAAGACAAAACCAAGCCCCUUCUGGAGCGCCUCAAGGCCCUGGAGGAGGAGAACUCUGCUUUGGCCUUGGAGAACGAGAGCCAGAGGGAGCAGUACGAGCGCUGUCUGGACGAGGUUGCCAAUCAAGUUGUGCAAGCACUCCUUACACAGAAGGAUCUGAGGGAGGAAUGUCUGAAGCUGCGAACGAGAGUUUUCGACCUUGAGCAGCAAAACCGAGCUCUCAGUGUUUUGUUCCAGCAGAGGAUCAAGCCUGCGUCGGACCUGCUUCUCCAGAAACUCCACUCUCGGAUCAUGGAUCUGUCUGCGGCUGAUCUGCUGCUGGAGCCGGAGAGAAGCAAGGCUUUCCUGCUUUCCAGGAACACAGACUCUCCUUCUACCGAGGUUCAGUUAACUGGAAAGCCUGGGCUCCCUGUGGCAAAAUGUUUGAGCCAGCUGAGUCUGACCGUGCCCCCGCCCAUCUACCCACGCAGCAGCUGCAGCAGCAGUGAGAUAUCCUUGUCGAGCGCCUGCAGUGAAUUCUCCAGCGGCUCGUACACCUGGAAUGAUGGACGCUCCUGUGGGAAAAUGUCUUCUCUUACGUGGGAGAAGAGGCUGAGUUUGGGUUCAUCAGCUCCGAGUAACAUCUGCGCUCCCGCAGAGGAGCAACGACCCACAAGAUGCAAGGAGAGCCACAUAUUAGAGGGACUCAGGAAGCUUCAGAGGAGGAAACACAGGAGUUCCUCAUGUUCUUCAAAGGUGUCCAGAUCAGGGUACAAAGACUGCAUGAACUCCAAUGAGGGUAUCUAUUCCCUGGGUAUCAAGAGUGGAACUAAAGGGGUUUCCAAGCCCAGCCAGUGUAGUAGGACUUCCGCUGCUCGCAGCAAGCAGUUCUUUUACGAUUCGGAUGAUGCCGAUGAUGAAUUGGCACAGUCCAGCUGCCGAGAUAACAUCCCCACCAAGGACAGUUGGUUUCACUGUAAGAGACUCUCGCACAGCAUCUCGGACAGUUUAUGUAGCUGGGAGGGGACGCAGGAAAGUGGAACUGGACUCGGUGCUUCUUCAGGACUAAUGGUUACAAACCCUUGUUCCAACUGCGACUCCAAAGAGCGUCCAGAGAAGCUUGUAAGUUUCGUCAACAAUUUUCUCUCGGAUGGAGAGCACAAAUCAGCUUUUAGUAAACCAUCAAAGCUUCAUUUCAACCCCCCUGAGCCAGAGAGUCCCAAGCGCCUCUGUGAUGUGGACAACCACGAGGAACUCAAAUCUGAGUGCGGUAAUGUCCGGAUGUCCUGUGACCAGUCAACAGAGCAAGCAGAGAGGGAGUUCAAAAGACUCUCUAGGGAUGCUGCCAAGCUCCUCAAGCAGAAAUAUUUGGGCAAAGACCAGGGGCGCACCCAUUCUGCAGAUGGGAGAACCAUACCUUUUAGCCUGAUGAAGGAGCCACAAGCAUCCAAGUGCACCCAGUCAGAGGAAAGCAUACUGGCUAUAUUUGAUGCAGAGGGUGAACCUAUUGAGCUCUGUCCCCAAAGGCUUUCAGCAGAAGCAGAUGAAAAUCAAGGUGGCAAAAAAAUAGCUAAUUAUGCAGAAUUAGUACAAAAGGAGAGGCCAACAAGACAAAUAUCUGCAAAUGCAAGAAACUAUAACGUUCUUGAAUCUCCAGAAAAGUCCUCGGCGUGUGAAUCCUGGACUGCUAAAUCAGGCAAUAGCAGGGAGGGAAGUGCAGAAAGACUGUCUUUGCAGCUGACGCCUCAGAGAAAACUAAUAAAACCUCCAAGCAUCCGUGCAAGUAAAGGUCAGUCUAUCCCUCCAUUAAAGGACGGUGCUUCCUCCAAGUCUAGUGGUUCAAAGAUUCCUGGUCGGAACAGACCGUCAGCGUCACCGCUGAGGGUGUCUAAAGGUUCAACUGAACCAAGCAAUAGUGGAAACUCAGGAUCCUCCAAUCAGGAGAAAUCCCCUUCUUCUCCGACAGUAAAGCUAUCCAGAUUCAUCAAAACACAAACAAGCUCUCAGAGUCCAAAGGCUGUAAACUCCAAGCUUUCCAACAGGGCUGAAUGGAGUAAGGGUCCUUCAUCCACUUCCCCCCAGCUCCCAAAGAGGCUCUUGGAAUAUGGUGACACAAGUGAACAACCAACCAGAGACAAACACUGUGAACCUAGCAAAAAUAAACUCAGGUCUCCCUCUCCUCCCCCUCCCCCGGGCCGCACCACCUCCUUACUGAUCAGACCAAAUUAUGAAAGUUCACCUCAGGCACAUAAAACAGGGGUGACUCAACCAUCCACACUAACCACUGGGAGAGGGCCUCCCCCAAGUUACUACACCUCAUUAGCACCAAAUAUGCAAACCACUUUACCCAUCAAGGAUAAAGACUGUUUGGAUUUGGACGCAGGCUAUGGGACUGCACUUGCACCUCAGAAACUGGUGGAAAAAACCAGUCAGCACCUUCAGAAGUCCCCCAUUGUGACUCAGACUCCUACUAAAGGCACUUCGAAACGAACAAAAGACUACCUCCCUUCUGCAAACUCAGGGUGUGCUCGCGAACCUGAUAAUGCACCUCGAAGCUCAAAGAAUGUCCCUCCUCCUUACAGUGCCCUAAGAGAGUCCUCCCUACAAAAUACAUUUGCGAUCAAGAAAGGACCUGAUCAUGAAAAUGUUAGCCAGACAGUGCAAAAGAUCUCGAUAGGUUUACCCAUAGCCUCCCAUGACUCCUCCCAGUGUCAGACAGAGCCGCAGAAUGGUAAAGCCAUAACUAGCCCUCCUGCCUCUAAUAUUACGUCGCCUAACCAGACAGAAAAGGCCUCAAAGACUCGUAUCCCAAUGGGUUUUAAAGCCUUUUUAAAAUCACCUCCAACAAGUAAGACUAGUCCCACUGUUCCAGGUAAACAAGAGAAAGAUCAUAUCAACUCGGUCUCCAAGGAGACCGUGACUUCAAAUGCUUCGACCCAGUGUGACGCCUUGCAAGCAGUGUACAGUAUUGAUUUGCCACCCAAGAUGUCUUCCACAGAGGGGAAAGGGGAAGUUCAGUGCUCCGCACAAGAAGACGAAGUGCCCAUCACUGUGUUGCCUGUCGAAGGCGAUGGUUGUGAUAAGGGGAAACGGAGUAGUCAACUCUUUGGUCGAUCCAUAUCUGUUACGACAAAAGCCCACCUGAAACCAGCUUUGGGAAUGAACGGCGCCAAAGCUCGUAGCCAGAGUUUCAGCACCAACUACAUGGAGAAACCUAACAUCAAUGGGCUUGAAGGGCCGGGGAAAAUUCGGACUCAGAUCAUUACCAACUCAGGUGAGAGGGGAAACUCUCUUUCAAGGCAAAGUUCUUUGGACGUACCCACCGGUGGGUUAGCUGAGAGCCCGGUCCAUUCACCCAGGACGAGGCUGAGCCACUAUGGAGGCAUGACAGCUUCAGCCAGCAGCAAUGUCCUCCCUGAAAAAAACUCUAAAUUAGGUUCUAAGUGUGAAGGCGUCACCUCGCCAUCUCAUAAAGAGGUGCGAAGCCUGCCAACGAGCGAUAAGGCAAGUUUCAAUAACAUCCGGAAACCAAAAGUUGCCUCUCAUCCACAAUUUCAUUCCCAUCCAUCCUUUUAUGGUUCAGAAAACCCUGCAAGAGAGACAGAAACCCUGGUACCCAGUCCAAACGAACCAGUCAAAACCCAGUUGGAUGCACAGAUUAAACCAUCUGAUGCAGAGGAGCAGAAAAUCAGCCCGACAGCUUGCACAAUUGAAGAGAAAGUCAUGAUGGGAAUUGAGGAAAACUUACAAAAAUCCCAAGAACAGGAGAAGGUAGCCGCAAGUGAGCACAAACAAAAGACCGGCCCAUCUCUCGCAAACUGGUUCGGCCUCCGGAAAAGCAAGCUUCCAGCUUUGAGUGGCAAAAAGUCGGACUCUCCAAAGGGAAAAGAAGAGAAGAAGGACCUAAAGGUCGGCUCCGUCCUUGGGGUAAAACCGAUCAAGCCAGAGAAGAAGAAAGACAAAAAGAAGGAGAGCCAGGACGUACAGAAUCUGUCUGAGAUGAACAACAAGCUGAGCGCUAUCAUGGACCACUGCAACAAUCAGAUGGGUCAGAUCACCAGUCAGAUCCAAUGUACAACGGCAUUCAUCGGGAAAGACCAAUUCGUCAAAGACCUCCUUGGCAGGACGGCUGUGAAGGUCAACGGCGUGACAGCCUCACCACCGGCCAUGUCAACACCCAAGAAGCAUGGCGAAACGAAGGCCGACAUGCAGAUCUGUACUGAAACAGCGACCCUUCUAAUGACUCAGAAGAUCAGUCUGAAGGUCGAAAACGAGGAUGGACACAUGCCGGACUCCACCUGUCAAGACCACAUGAUAGGCUCGAGCUGCCAGAUGCGAACUCUGGACAGCGGCAUCGGCACUUUCCCCCUCCCAGACUCCGUCACCCGGGCCGGCGGCCGCCACGUCCCCAAAUCUGAAUCUGGUCCGGACGGGGUGGCCGCCAGCACCUCUGAUCCCUCACAAUCCGACGCAACAGCACCUUCCCUCCUCAAAACAUGCAGCAUGGCCCACUCCGCCUCCGAGCCCAGCGUGACCAGGAGGAACGUUCCAGAAAUCCAGAGCCGCCUGCCCAAACCCUCCUCCUCAGAUGCAAUCAGAGCCAAGAGGAUGAGUUUCGGUGCUCAACGCAGCAGCAGCGCCUCCGCCUCCACUGAAGACGGGAUGCGGAAGAUGAAAACAAAGGAGCAGGUUUCAACUGAAAGAGCCCUGAAGGUGCGCACAUACUUGGGCAACACCAGUGACACUGAGACAGAACCCGAGAAAACCAACACCACCUUAGCAUCACCACAACAGAUCAACAGGACCGAAUCUGUGGAGCAGAACGAGGACACCCUAAAGAGCCGGAGGGUUGAGAAAUCCCUUUCCAUUAUGGACUACUACCAGCAUGAGAUGUUCUCCCAUCUGGAGAAGGACGGCAAGAGGAUCUCCCAAUACAACCUGUUGCACAAAGAAUCCUCGCUGGAUGGGAAAGCAGGAGACAGGAUCAGUAAGGACCUUUCGAUGGAGAAGCUGGCCAUCAGUCCGAGUCUUGACAUCUCCUUAGACUCCUUAAACAAGCGGAACCACAGCACCGCCGGCAGCCUGUGUGCAGACACGGGCUUGAGUGGCCUAAAGGGUGACGCCAGUGCUGAUGCGGGGAAGAGUGGCUGCAACGUGAGCGAGCCCUCACCUUCCUCUGGUUUGGCAAAAAGGCCUGGAGUGGAUCCUGUGGGCUCCCUCUGUGACUCUCUUUAUGACAGCUUCUCCUCCUGCACCAGCCAGGGAUCCAAUGGUGUAUGAGAAGAUGCUAUACAUGAGGAUUUGAAGCUGGGUCUUAGUUUCUGGGCCUUUACCUUAUUUACUUAUCUUUUCAAAUUCUAUCAGUGAAUUAAUAAGUUGGAUGCUGAAGGGUACAGUUGGUGCUUUAGGUAGAUUUGUAGCUUGAUUUUCCAUUCCAAGUGGGUAUGAGAAACUGAAAGCUAGUGUCUCUGCUCUUGGCUCAGUCACCAAGGUGUUUUCUAGAACCCAGUCAUACACAUGAUCUCAACCCUCCUUAAAAAUCUCUUGAACUUUAAUGACACCCAUGUGUUUUCAGCCUGACCGCUUACCUCUUGCUAGAUCUAACAUGGCUGUAUUGGUGCUUUAACCUAACCUGUUCUUGGGCAAAACCAAAAGCAAUCCAAAAAGUUUGUCCGCCUGGGGCAUUAGUCUUGGAAUCAGUCUAGGAUUCCACUGGAAUAUAAUUUUAUUUAGACAAGACUGCAGGCAACUUUUUGUGUUUCAUAAACAGCAAAGAAAUGUAGUCUAAAACAUUGGGCCUUGUGUACCUCUAACCAAUAACCUCUAUUGGUUUUUAAGUUUUUUUUUUCUUGUAAUGAUACAUUCAUUGGUGGAUUUAAAGGAGUGUUUAUGAAAAUCAACUGAUAAUCAUUUGUUUAAGGUAUUAAUGCCCUUGUUGUUUUCUUUUUUUUACAAGACAUCAAACUUUCCAAAACUAAAGACACUGACCCAGCUUUUAUGUGGUCUGGCAACCCUUCAAAGAAUUAGAAACAGACGCUUUGUAGGUCAAAAGUAGUGUUGUUCCGAUACCACUAACAGACAAGGCCCUGAUCCAGCACUAAAAUAGUGGUAUCGUAUCAUCCAGUACCGACAUACUUAGCACCAAUACCAUUUUGAGAGCCAAAAGUUUAUUCAACUAUUGUCACCAAUUCCAGGUACGCAAUAAAAAGUUCUACUGGAUUCACCUUUAUUAGUCUUUUUCCUGCUUUACAAAUGUAGGCAGCAGCUUGACAAAGCCAUGACGGCAAUUAUUUUACAUCCAAGUAGUAUGCAAUUCUUCAUAUACACACACACACACGUAAAUUUCAAACAGAUCGUAUCGGUAUGAUGUCAGUAUCAGCCAAUACUGCACAGCCAGGUAUUGGGUAUCGAUAUCGGGGCCAAAAAAUAGCUUCAGUGCAACACUAGUCAAAAGGUAAACAACCGGAGGUUUCAACAAGAAUUAUCAGUAAAAAAAAAAGAUGUUAAAACUCAAAUCAGUCGACAAUGAAACCCUUUAACAUUGCCGAUUAGAUGGAUACAUACCUCGUUUUAGGCCAGAAACGUUUUAAGGUUCAAGUAAACCUCUAUUACUUAUGGAAAAUACUUUAAAAGUUCCUCCACAAAGUGGUAUUUUAGUCUUUCCAUGAGACAAAAGCACUUAUAAGAGCCAACAAAGGAGGAUAGACUUGCCCAUAUUAGAGCUUUGAAUAGUUAAUGUCUAGAUGUGGAGGACUGGGCAACAAACUCUUACGUUGAAACAACUACGGUGGGACAGAUCCUAGAAAGCCUCCUCCAUUUCUGACUUCAACUUAAUUUUGAACCCAGAUAAAAUGAUAUUGUAUCUUCAUUAAAACAAAAAACGGCCUCUGUUGGGUUGCAUCAGUUGGUCAUAAAAUCAAGGUUGAUGUUAGUCACAAGCUUAUGGCUUGUCUCCUCUACUGGUUUGUGUCUCUUUGUAACAGGUUAGGGUAAGGAAAAUGUACCAGAAGAAAAACAUGUGUAUCACAUUUUCAUACGGCCUAAUUUUUCACAAGGUCCAUCAAUCCAUCGACUGUUUGAUCUGAUCACUUCUACCUUCAUAGUCGGUAACUCAGGGAAAAUUCUGGACUCGCAAAGAUUGUUUUCGACCCAUACGAGAAACAUUUGAUCAUCUUUUUGAGUUCAGAUUAAUAAUUUCCAGAAUCAGUUUCAUUCCCAUGUAGCAUCACUGCAAACCUGACCUUUCUACUGUCCUCAGUUUUUUUUUUCCAAAUGUUUGUAUAUUAUGUUGUAUAUAAAAUCAUUAUAAGUUAAUAUCAGAACGGGCAUCGCUGAUUCUGUGGGGAAACGUUUUGUAAUGAAAGCUGUACAGUUUUUUUUUUGCCAAUCAUUCAAUUUACUUUUACAAAUCUACUGUUUAAAAAAUAGCAUGAAUCUUUUCUUAUCGGAGGUUUUCUGGUUUAAAGAGUAAAUUAUAUUAUUUUGAAUCAACAAAUGCAAAAAAAAAGCAACUUUAUUUUAGAGUCAUAUUUGAACUUAAGAUGUAAUUAUGACUUUUUUUUUGUGUCUCGGAAUUUGACAAGCUGGUGCUAAUAAACAGAGCCAACUUUUGAUUUCUUUCUUUCUUUCUUUUCUAUGAGACUGUAAUAAUUGUAUGAAAAGAGUCUGAAAACGAAGACUUGUGUAUUUUUCUAGAUGUCCAGUAUUUAUACCCACAUUUUGUACUGUCGGGCUGUAGUGUGACUGUCAUACUUCACCUCUUUCCUUAAAUGUUUCUUUGUAAAGAGAAUUGGUUACCAGCAGUGUUACUUUGGUAAUUAUUGUUAUUAUUAAUAUUAUUAUUAUUGCUGUGUGCAAUUUUUGUCUGUUACUCUAGACUUUAAGGCUAUAUUUUAUGUAACUAUUUCCUAAAUAAAUAUGAGAAAUUA
Molecule: messenger RNA, 8699 nt
Organism: Cyprinodon variegatus (sheepshead minnow)
Lineage: Eukaryota; Metazoa; Chordata; Actinopteri; Cyprinodontiformes; Cyprinodontidae
Product: nck-associated protein 5-like
Exons: 20
Coding region: 103-6051 (1982 amino acids)
Biological process (GO): microtubule bundle formation; microtubule depolymerization
Cellular component (GO): microtubule plus-end
Source: RefSeq, a predicted model, not a curated record